AUGUCCAUUUGUGAAGAAAUUGGUAAGGACGUAUUUUCUAUAAUAGUAGACGAGUCUAGUGAUGUAUCAAAAAAGGAACAAAUGGCUAUGGUGUUGCGAUAUGUUAAUAUCCUUAUAAUUGUGAAGGAAAGAUUUAUUGGAGUUGUUCACGUGAAGGAUACAUCUUCUUUAUCUCUAAAAGAAGCCAUUGAUUUGGUAAGAGGGCAAGGAUAUGAUGGAGCAAAUAAUAUGCGGGGUGCAUUUAACGCUUUGAAAGCAUUGAUAUUGAAAGAUAACCCUUCGGCAUAUUAUGUACACUGUUUUGCACACCAACUUCAAUUAAUUGUUGUGGCUGUAGCAAAGAACCAUGAUGGUGCUAAAGAUUUCUUUGAGCAAUUAACUUUGGUGGUUAAUGUGGUGUGUGCUUCUUGUAAAAGAAAAGAUAUCAUACGGGAGAGUUACAAGGAAAGGGUUCAAAAAGAAAUUGGUAAUGGUGAAAUUGACACCGGAAGAGGUUUAAAUCAAGAGAUUUCUAUUGUUUGA
Messenger RNA from Lactuca sativa (garden lettuce), 522 nucleotides. RefSeq lists its product as uncharacterized. The record is from RefSeq and is a predicted model, not a curated record. Lineage: Eukaryota; Viridiplantae; Streptophyta; Magnoliopsida; Asterales; Asteraceae.